UGAGGUACACACAACCAACAUGUGGAGCAGAGAGGUCCUCUUGCUACGGUCCUCCUGGUUUUUGCAGCUGUGAAAACUAUCUGAUUGUUUGCAAUCAUGACCAAGCUGAUGGUUCUGAGUGUUGUUGCAGCUUUGCUGCUUGUUCAUGUGAAACCAAGUAAAGGAGGCAUCGUUCCUCCUAUAUGCAAGACCGACUGGUACGAUCGGGACAAUCCAGAUGGACAAGGUGACUAUGAGGAUCUGAGGCACCUGAGGAGGGAAUACCCUGGACAGAUUUGUCCCAACCCUUCCCGCAUAGAGGCCGUUACUGUGAUCGGAAACAUCCCAGCUGAAGACACGGGGCGCAUCUUCAAGGCCUACAAUACCGAAGUUGGCUUCAUUUGUCGCAACGAGGAUCAGCAAUUUGGGAGAUGCAAGGACUACAAGGUUCGCUUCACGUGCCCAUGCCCUUGAUCCACCUGGAUGCAUCGUUGCG
This is a messenger RNA of Nothobranchius furzeri (turquoise killifish), 475 nucleotides long. RefSeq names its product cartilage intermediate layer protein 2. The record is from RefSeq and is a predicted model, not a curated record. Lineage: Eukaryota; Metazoa; Chordata; Actinopteri; Cyprinodontiformes; Nothobranchiidae.